UGUUUUCCACCCUGCUCCGCUGCCUCAGGAAGAAGGCGAAAAUGGGAUGAAAGCUAUUGGGGCCGAGUGCAAGUUCUGCUCGUGUGAAAUAUUAAUGCGCCCGUGAAAUGGAGCUUUUAGCCCACCGAAGCGCAGCCCUUUCGCAGGCGGGAGCCGGGGGGAAUCCCAGCGGGGCUGGCGAGUAAAUGACCAGUGAUUCCCUGGGAGGCCUCAGUCAGGGGGGCCGAGCGGGGCGGGGCUGGCCCAGAGGGCGGGAAAGGGAAGGAGAAGGAAAGCAGCCUCUGGGUGAAGCCCCCCCACCGAGCUGCCGCCAACCCCUGGCGGCGGGGGACGGAGGCAGAGGCGAGAGGCAGCUCCACUCCCUCGCUGUGCCAGGGAGGCAGGAGGAGGCGUGUCCCCUCCCCGCCGCCACUUCCCUGGCUCCGCCGAGCCUCUCUGUCUCCAGCUCGCCUCUCAGCAGACAGCGGGCGGCGGCAGCGGGGAGAGCGGAGGAGGCAGCGGAGCGGGGCUCUCCAACUUGGCGGGGCUUUCCCUUCCUCCCUGGCCCCGCGGCUGCACCAUGCCCUCCGCGCCGCCUCCGCGGGCCGCCCGCAGCAGCAGCAGCACCACCACCACCCGGGCACAGGGAGCCCCGACGCCCGCAGCCGCGCCCAGCGGGCUCCCGGGCUCUUCCUCCGCGCCCCACUGAAGCGGCAGCUCCGAGCGCCGCGGCUUGCCUGGGUCUCCCGCCGCCCCGGGGCGCGGGCAGCCGCUGGCUCCGAGGGGGCGCACGCGCCUCUGGCCGCGCCCAGCCCCGGGGAGCCGAACCGCAGGAGGGGCGCGGGGACCCUCCUCUCCUCGCCCGCGGGGGGCAUCAGCCGGGGGCCCCGAGCCGAGGCCAGCAGCCGCCUCCUGCUCUCCCAACCCCCAGCCCCGCGCAAGCCAUGAACUUUGGCCGGGGCCGCUCGGUGGUGUUGAACGUGGGGGGCACCCGUUACUCCUUCUCCCGCGAGGUGCUGAAGGACUUCCCGCUGCGGCGGGUGAGCCGGCUGCACGGCUGCCUCUCGGAGCAGGACGUGCUGGAGGUGUGCGACGACUACGACCGGGAGCGCAACGAGUUCUUCUUCGACCGCCACUCGGAGGCCUUCGGCUUCAUCCUGCUCUACGUGCGGCACGGCCACCUGCGCUUCGCGCCGCACAUGUGCGAGCUCUCCUUCUACAACGAGAUGAUCUACUGGGGGCUCGAGUGCUCGCACCUGGACUACUGCUGCCAGCGCCGCCUGGACGACCGCAUGUCCGACACCUACACCUUCUACUCGGCCGACGAGCCCGGCGACGGCGGCGAGGACACGCGGCCCCCGGCCGAGCCCCCGCCCGCCGCCGAGGGCAGGAAGUGGCUGGAGAGGAUGAGGCGGACUUUCGAGGAGCCCACCUCGUCCGUGGCCGCCCAGAUCCUGGCCACGGUCUCCAUCCUCUUCGUCAUCGUGUCCAUGGUGGUGCUGUGCGCCAGCACCCUGCCCGAGUGGCGGGCGGCGGAGAACCGCAGCGUGGAGGAGCACAGCAGGUACACAGCAGACUCAGUGAGGGAACCCUCCGGGAUCAUUGAAGCUAUCUGCAUAGGCUGGUUCACUGCAGAGUGCAUUGUGAGGUUCAUCAUCUCCAAAAACAAGUGUGAGUUUGUGAAGAGACCCCUGAACAUCAUUGAUUUGCUGGCAAUCACUCCUUACUACAUCUCUGUGCUAAUGACAGUUUUCACGGGGGAAAAUUCUCAACUCCAAAGGGCUGGAGUCACUCUGAGGGUUCUUAGGAUGAUGAGGAUUUUUUGGGUGAUUAAACUUGCCCGUCACUUCAUUGGUCUUCAGACACUUGGUCUGACUCUGAAGCGUUGUUACAGAGAGAUGGUGAUGCUUCUUGUCUUUAUUUGUGUUGCUAUGGCAAUUUUUAGUGCACUUUCACAACUCCUUGAAAAUGGGCUGGACUUGGGAACAAAGAAUAAGGAUUUUUCCAGCAUCCCCGCUGCCUGUUGGUGGGUAAUAAUCUCGAUGACCACAGUUGGUUAUGGUGACAUGUGCCCCAUCACUGUACCUGGAAGGAUUCUUGGUGGAAUUUGUGUAGUUAGUGGGAUUGUUUUAUUAGCAUUGCCUAUUACUUUCAUCUAUCAUAGCUUUGUGCAAUGUUAUCAUGAGGUCAAGUUCCGAUCUGCUAGAUACAGCCGAAGCCUCUCUGCUGAAUUCUUAAAUUAAUGAGUGUGCCUGCUUUUUGUAAUAGUACUUGCUAACCUUUGGUGGAAGAGGUGAUGGAUGCGCACCCAUCUUGCCAGAUGAUCCAAGGAACAGCAUUGUCAUCAGCCUUGAAGGAUGUCAGUCACCAUUCUCAUCUGAAGGAUGACUACCUGCUUUGGGCCCCAUGGUAGGGAGCGUGGGUGGGGAUGUUGAGAUCUGAGAGGAAGAAAAUGGUAGCUUCUUGAACAACAACGGGACUGGAAAGUUCAAGACCUCAUGGGGGCUGGACUUCUCUCUGCCUAUCCAGACAACUACACACACAAAUCAUGGGCUUGGUCCCAAGAGAGAUGAAGACCUGCAACUCAGUGGGAGUUGCAGAUACUCACCCCUCCUCAUACUGAUAUUCCAUAGCCUUCCAAGGAAAAUAUAACAGAUGUCAUUCAAAUAUUUUAAAAUCUAAAAGGUCCCUUGGAGGAGUAGAGACCUUGUUGACAUGAAGCCCGCUCCAGAAGAGUUGAGGACAUGGGAGCAGAAUUGCUGCUACUCUUAAUUCCUCCAAGUCAUGUAGCAGAUGGAAUAAUCUGAUCCUACGACUGAAGGAAGAGAGGAAAAAAAUAUAAAUACACAAGGCAGAGGGAGUCUCAAAGCCCAAUUCUGAUCUCAGUUAAAGCCACAGUGACAGUGAGGUCAGUGGGUUUUUUUCCAGAUUUUUAUUGGAGUAACAGAGAGGAAUGUAUGUCCCUCUCUAUGUUGUGGCAUAUGCUUAACCACAACUGCCAUUUCUCUGGGAGUAAGAUCUACAGUAGCAACUAAUGUCAUACUUUAUAAAGAUCAGAGUAAAAUUCAGUAGUUGAUAAUACAAUCAAUAUAUCAACUGCUAGCUCAAUGGGAUGCAGAUAUCCAAAUUGGACUUAUGCACUCAGCUAAACUCCAUCAACAUGAAGACAUUUACCAAUAAGCCUUGAUUCCCCCCCACCCCAUUUUAUUAACCAUAAUCACCUCAUAGUGAAAUAGUAUUCCAAGAAACAUGAUGAAUCUGUCACUUGAGAGGUUCAAAAACUUUCUAGACAAAGCACUAGAAAACAGGAGAACAAUCCUGCAGUGUCGGGGCUGGGACAGAUGUCCAGGUGGGUCUUUUUCCAUCUCCAAAUUCUAUGGUGAUUCUUAUUGAAGGAUUUACUAUGAAUUGAUAUAGGUUAAUUUAAAUUUUAACAACUGUAAAACAGCCCAGGUGAUACUGAAAAGUAGCAUUUGGAUGGAACCUGUGCUUGGCACAAAGUAAUAUAUUCUCCCCUGUAAAUAUGGAAUUAAGAUGAAUGAAAUUAGGUUCUCAUGUUUCAUACACUACAUUUCUUGUGUAGUACUGCUCAGUAGCACUAUUAAAUAUGACUUUGAAAAGCUGCCAUGUAGAACUGUGCUGUUAAACAUUCAAACAAAUGUAGGCACAACUAACCCAGUACUAUUUACCACCCACCAUUAACAGGAAACAUUUUUAUUAACCAUAAUCACCAGUCUAUUUGAAUUUGGUGUGCUUGCCUGAAAGUCAUUGUAAAAUGUUUACUGUGUUUGAAUUGUAGAAGCACCUUUGGAUGUUUUGUGUACAUCUGUCAGCUUUAGAAAUAGAGAGACCGGCACCUCUCAGCAACAGAAGUCUUUGGUACUGAUCACUCAAACUAAAAAUAUUAGGUGGGAUAUAUAACUAGUACUUGAAGGCCAUACAUUGAAAAAGAAAUAUGCUGCCAUUUUUGCUGCUCAAGACCUGAAAAGUUAUGGAUCAUGUUAAGUGGCAUGCUGUUGUUUUUAGGGGAAAGGGAUAUCUACUGAUAAAGCCAGUCAAGGAGGGAAAGGAAAUUGUUUCACUACCAGAAGUUGUAAAGUAACCUGAAAGAAAAGUUGCUUGAUUGCAAUAGCCAUGAGUUUGUAUUUCCCAAAACUAGUUUCCUUUUUUUCUGCUAUAGUUUCUUGAGGAUAUAUUAUUGUGUAGUGCCAUAUCUAUACCUUUGAAAUCUGUGUAUCUUGCAGAGAGGUGAAUAUUCCUUGGGAACAGGGGGGGAAAUGGCUUUUAGGGAGAGAUUCUCAGCUGGUUUAAGCUGGCCAGCUUCCAUUAACUUCAGAGGAUCUAUACCAGUUGACACCAGCUGAGAUUCUGGGACUUAGCAUAUAUAAUAGAGCUGAUUAGAGAAAAAAAUUCCCCACAAAAAUGAAAGUUAGUUUCUGGUAAAAGAAACUGAAAUUUGACUUUUAUUUUCCAGCCACUGAAGACUGAAACAUUUCAGCCAAAAUUAGUUUAUGUUUUGAUAAAAACUUAACAAUUUGGGGUGUGGGGGAGGAAUUCUCUACAAAAAAAAGUGGCUUUGACAAAAUAAAAAUUUUCCAUCCCUGUAAUUCUGAAUUUCUAUUAUUUUCUUCAUCUACUAGUGUUGAUAAAGCUAGCUCUACUCAUUUAGAAACUCUAGGGUGAAAUUGGUUUCCAUGUAACUUUUUCAAGUCUACUGUGCCUUUCAUAGAUUAUAUUUAAACAGAUUAAUGCCCUUUAUUUGGGAUGCAAAAUAAGAUAUCCAAUUUGAGCAAAGUGGGUAUAUCUCAGUUUUAAAAAUAUACAAAUAUGAAAUAUACUUAAAGUAGUAGUACUAAAUUCCAGAAAAAAAUUAACUUGUAUUUUUAUCACUACAGUAUACAUAAGGUUAGUUUUUUAGCUUCAUGUGCAAAAAAAGCAAAGUCAGGUAUAAAUUAAUGCACACAAUGACUUUCAAGUAUCGAUUUGUAUUGUACAGGCAAUUGAAUACUAGACAUUCCAAAGACAAACUAGUGUCUAGAAUAUGUCUGACAUAAGAGUACAGAAAAUGUGCUAUUUUAUAAAGGGUUUCCAAAUGUAGAUUCUUAUAGAAUACGAAGAAUAUAAUCACCUACUUAAUAUACUUAUGUAAAGGAAUGUAUGUUUAUGAAAAAUGGAGAUCUUAAAUACAAACAUUUACAUUGUUGAUCAAUUUUUUUAUUGCAGAAUGUGAACAAAAAUGCCUCAUGUAUUUUAAAUUUGCAUUACAGUAGAAUAAUUUUGAAUAGCUAAGUGGAUAUAAAGUAAGAAUCUAGUCCAUAAAAAACUUGCCCUAAAUAUAAGCUAGCUAUGGAGAGAUAUUUGCUCUUUUCUUUAUUUUAGCGUAGCAUGGUUAUUAAUGUAUUGACAAGUGGUUUCCUUUACUCUUUUUAGAAACCAAUUUGAAGUAGCCUUAUAUCAGAGGUAGCCUUAAAACAGAGAGCCUUAUAGUGAAGGGAUAGGGUAUUCUUAUUUAUAGUGAUGCUUAUUGUCUUAUUUUCUGUAGAUUGAUUUUCCUAGUGAAACUUUCUAUAAAUAAAUAUUGAAUUAUA
Messenger RNA from Caretta caretta (loggerhead turtle), 5567 nucleotides. It is a transcript of the gene KCNG3, whose product is annotated as potassium voltage-gated channel modifier subfamily G member 3. Gene Ontology annotation, cellular component: voltage-gated potassium channel complex; membrane. The record is from RefSeq and is a predicted model, not a curated record. Lineage: Eukaryota; Metazoa; Chordata; Testudines; Cheloniidae. Gene Ontology annotation, biological process: potassium ion transmembrane transport; protein homooligomerization; action potential. Gene Ontology annotation, molecular function: protein binding; delayed rectifier potassium channel activity.